Microplitis mediator is the source of this 1640-nucleotide messenger RNA. RefSeq names its product putative gustatory receptor 28b. Gene Ontology annotation, cellular component: membrane. NCBI's taxonomy places the organism in Eukaryota, Metazoa, Arthropoda, Insecta, Hymenoptera, Braconidae. The record is from RefSeq and is a predicted model, not a curated record. The transcript has 4 exons. Bases 111 to 971 code for a protein of 286 amino acids. Gene Ontology annotation, biological process: sensory perception of taste.
UAUUAUAUUACUGUCUCAAACAGCAAGAACUGAUAAACAUAAUAAAUCAACUAUCAAAACUAGAGUCCAAACUAGUCGAUCAAUUCAACCAAUCGGUUUCUCGCAACCGAAUGAAUAUGGCAUACGAAAUAAAGUUAUUUACCGCGCAAAUAUUGUUAAUGCUAAUUUAUUGUGUAACUAUUUAUAUCAAAUUUAAAGAGAUGAAUAAAUUGAUAAUUAUUUUUUCGGGUUUUAUUAUCAAUAUACUGUUGUUCCAGUAUGCACUUCUAAUUAAUUAUAUAAACAAACGACUAACUUAUAUGAAUGAGCUACUUUCAUCAUUAAUCAUGUUAUACGAUGUUGAUAAUAACUAUCGUGACAUAAUAUUUAUCACAAGCACGACUCAAGAUGACAUGAUUUUUAGAACCAUAAUUUUAGUACGAGAAUUGCAACGAAAGCUGUGUGAAAUAUUUAAAAGUUUGUCGAAAUUUUACUCACGGCCUAUUUUAAUUGGAGUUUUAUUAUUUUGCGUUAGACUAAUACAUUAUUCAUUUGUGUUUCUGAAACGAUUUUUUGGUACUAAGAGCAGAUUUGAUAUUGUUUUGUUGAUAAAGGAGCCAGCUACUGUGCUCAAGGAAAUAUUUAUCAUUGUGAUUUUGACACAUCAUAUGAAUCAAUUAACAUUAGAGAUGCGGAGAACUGGGGAAAUUAUCUACAAUAUAAUGGAUAGAUUUUCAAGACAUGGUGGAAUUCAAUCCGAAUUGGAGCAGUUUUCAAUCGAAGUCCUGCAUAGAAAGAUACCGAAUUCUGUUUAUGGAUUAUUUACAAUCGAUGGCUCUCUUGUAACAUCGAUUGUUCGGUCGACUAUUACGUAUAUGGUCAUCCUCGUUCAGUGUUAUGAUGUUUUCGACCCAGCUUCCCGGACAGAAGAUCUAUUGUCGAUUGAAAUUAACAACAAUUAUUCAUAUAUAUGUGACACUUCUUGCGCAUAAAUACCUAAAUAGGAAUCGCCAAGGCUGACUAUAGGCUGAGCCUUAGCCCUAUUCCCUGGUUGGAAGGAACCAUUGGCCAAAGCUUGGAUCAAGCCCUGGUCCGUUGUCAGCCAUUGCUCCUUGGCUUAGCGCAAGAUUUGGGUCAAGCCUUGGCUGACCAUUGGGCGAGCCAUGGUUCAAGCCUUGGAUGGUAGCCAUGUUCCAAGCCUUGGUAAACUAAUAUAUCAUGCCUCGGCCGAGUCUUGGGAAACGAAAAAUCGAGCCUUAGCCAAGGCCUGGGAAACAGAAAAUCAAGCCUCGGCCAAACCUCGGGGAACAAAAAAUUUAAGGCUCACCCAAUGCUCGAUCUAAAAUAUUAUUAUUUAAAUUAUUAAAUAUGAUUAAAAAAAAAGUUUGAUCACACUUUUAUCGACAUUACAUUGGAGUGUAAUUAACUAAUCACUGAAUUUAUGGGACAUAACGAAUAAAAUUAUUUCGGGGCUACCGGCUUUCGAACUGAGAUCCUUCUGAUUAUUAGGCCGGGACGCUAUCUACUGUGCUAAAUCUGAUAUUCAGAUAAUCAUGAUUUUUUUGCUUGUUAAUUAUUUAAAUACAAUUCAAUUCCGACAUAUUAGAUCGUAAAAAUGAAACGUAGUUUUAUUCAAUGAACUUCAAAUUGUCUGAUGAGUA